Clupea harengus (Atlantic herring) is the source of this 2539-nucleotide messenger RNA. RefSeq names its product piggyBac transposable element-derived protein 4-like. The transcript has 4 exons. NCBI's taxonomy places the organism in Eukaryota, Metazoa, Chordata, Actinopteri, Clupeiformes, Clupeidae. The record is from RefSeq and is a predicted model, not a curated record. The coding region runs from base 1913 to 2539 and encodes 208 amino acids.
CCCUGUCUUGCAAGGAUGGCAGUUUUGCACAAGACUGAGGAGAAGCAACAUGUCGCUACCCAUCUCUGCUGCUAAAGCACUAUGCCAUAUCCGGAGGAACUUGCUCUGGAGAGCGAGGAGGACAAUCAUUCCUCCGAUGAAAGUGGUGAUGACAGCGAGGACGAAUAUAACCACUUCGUGCUUCGUCUUGACCCCGUUGAGGAUAUCCCUGAUGAAAACGGGGAGAACAUUGCACCUACACCACCAAGGAAAAGAGCACGACGUCUGUCCAAACAGGAGCCGUUGUCAUGGAAGCAGUGGUUAAAUUGGCUUUUGUGAGGAGGGGGAGCCCUUGUGUGCGGUCAAUGGUCAUCUUUCAAAAGCAUCUUUAUUUAUAUCGCUCUCACAUAAAUUAUGAAUUAAUGCAUUAUUACACUAAAGGGGCUCUUUUUCUACUUCUAAUGUGUAGGGGUUGAAUCGUUUUUCAAACAGGCUACAAUUCAAUGUAUUAUCUUUUUAAUAUCCUCAAACAACAUUAAGAAACGUAUUUAUUAUUAGCACAUAACAAAGCUGCAUGCAGAAUAUAAAAUGUAUGUUCAUGAUUACAUUAGUGCAGCUAUCAUUAAAACAGACAUUGAUAUUUAUACAGUAUAUCCUCACUUGUUUCAGGAUCAUUGGAAUCUAUUACAGUUUUUCAAAAUUACUUUGCACCAACAACCUUAAGUUAGCCUAUGUGAACUUUAAUAUUUUGUGUAAUUCAGAGCUGAAACCACAACAUAGGGACACAUGUCCUUAUAUCAUAUUAGCCUAGUAUUUUAGUUAAAUUGUUAUUGUCCAAAUUGGGAUUAUUGGCCUGAUUAUAUGUGACAAGAUCAUUACGUGAAGAUCCCCAUCAACAUGUAAUCUGGAUAAUUUGAUGAUGCUAUGCUGUCUUCAGAGUGUCAAGAGAGCAGGUAGGCUACAAGAUUUGACAUUUGCUAGCGGCUAGCUAGCCAGUGGUUUGUAUGGUGUUGCUCGCUUUUUAGUGCGGGCGUCAUUGGCCAUCAUAGGCGUUUGUUGUGCCCUUGUCCCCCUAUGGAUAUUAGCCCCUUGAUGCGAGUUCAACUGCACUUUGUUGCAAAGUUGUGCCAUGUUUUUUCUUUGGGUUAGGAUAGCUUGGCUAGUCGGCUAUUAGGUUCUGUUCUGAGUGAAGGCUAAACUGCUUGGCAGCGUCCUUUAAGUUAGUUUAGUUAAUUUGUUGUUUCAGGCUGAAAUGUCAGUCUGAAUACCAAAAACAGAUCAUAGAACACUAACCUUCUUCACACAUUCUAGCGGUGGCGCUUUGAUGGACAGCUUAUUAACAACAACAAUGAUCCUUUAGAAAACCGUCUUAACAAUCACCAAAGAUUGUAGGUGUCGAUUUUUGACGUGCACUUCACGAGAAUCAGUAGAAUGCCCUAUAUGACAUCUCAUAAUUCCAUGUAUCAUUGAUUGGCUACAGUGUCUUUGAGUAGUCUUGUGAGUUAUAUAGUCUCAUAUUGCAAUGCGUUUGUCAGGAGAUGAACAAAUAUUAAAAGUAGUAUAUGAUUAUUUUACACUGAGGGAGACGGAGCUGAGCUCCGGUGGGGUUUGAUGUGGACCUAAGGAGGCGGAGCUGAGCUCCGGAGCGCUCCGGCCCAAUUUAACCUCUGCAUGGAAGUCAGAAAAUGACAAAGAUGCCGCUCCAGCAACACUGCGGUUUCUUCCUGCAAGGGAGCCUGGUGUGCAGCUGAGUGCAGCAGACAACCACACUCCUCUGGACCUCUUCAAACUCUUCUUUUCAGAUAGUGCUGUGGAAACACUCUGCAAAAACACCAACAAGCAAGCUGCAAGGUCCAUAGCCAGAGGCGUGGAGUAUAAAUGGACGGAUGUUGGCGUUUCUGAAUUCUACAGAUACAUUGGACUGAUCUUCCUCAUGGGCAUGGUCAAGCUGACUGAUGUACGUGACUACUGGAGGAAAUGCUACUACCACACCGUCCCUGUAGCAGCAGAGGCGAUGGCAAGAGACAGAUUCCGAACAAUAUCCUGGAAUGUGCACAUGAGCGACCCAGAUGAGGACAGAGUGAAUGAUGCCAAGAGGGGAACCUCAGCACAUGACAGGCUGUUCCGGCUCAAACCCCUCAUGGACACUAUCCGGAAUGCCUGUAAGGCAUUCUAUCAGCCUCGCAGGAACAUAGCUGUGGAUGAGCGUAUGGUGGCUUCCCCUAAGUGUGGUUUCAAGUUGUUUGUGCUGGCAGACUCCAGCAAUGGGUACACUUUGGACAUUUCUGUGUACAAUGGAAAUAACAACUUCCUAACAGGGCAAGGUCUCUCUUAUGACUCUGUCAUGUCACUGAUUGACAAAGGGUAUUUGGGGUCGGGAUAUCAUGUGUACAUGGACGAUUUCUACACAAGCCCAAAGCUUUUCAGGGACUUGUUUGCUGCCAAGUUUGGUGCUUGUGGAGCAUACAAGGAUGUACGGAGGGGCUGCCCACGCAGUGCUGUCAAUGCACUGAACAAGAUGUCCCCUACAGGAACGUACCGCUGGAAGUGGUUUUUGUAA